Parasteatoda tepidariorum (common house spider) is the source of this 1005-nucleotide messenger RNA. Lineage: Eukaryota; Metazoa; Arthropoda; Arachnida; Araneae; Theridiidae. The record is from RefSeq and is a predicted model, not a curated record.
CUGGAGUCCUUAAGUAUGGCAUGGAUACCAGUAAUGAAUGUAUCUGUAUCAGCACCCAUUAAUGAUCCUGUUGCUGUUAUGAAUACUUACCGCUCAUAUGUAUCAAUGCUCAAAGUUCCUGUUGCAAAAAAUGAAAGUAAAUUAAAAGCUUUGCCAGAAUUGAGUGGAGAGCUUGAAACUAUUGUUAGUGAUCCACAAUAUCCUUCAUUUUUGGAUCAGGCUAUAAAAAUUUUCAUCAGAAUUUUAGGAGAUGAAGAACCACAGUUCAUUGCUGAAAAAACCACCCAUAUUAAUUUAAUCCCAAUAGCUACUAUGUCCUUAAAAGCACUGGCAGAGCUACCUAUAAUUGUUGUCUUGAUGUACCAGCUAUAUAAAAUGAGUGUUCAUAAAGAUGUCGAAGAAUUUGUGCCAUUGAUAAUGACAACUAAUACUUUACAACCCACAGCUCAACAGAGGAGCAAUCCAUCUCUCAACAAAGAAGUUUAUGUUGACUUUAUGCCUGCACAGAUAAAAACAUUAUCUUUUCUGGCUUACCUAGUUAGAAUAUAUCAAUUCUGCUAUGAAGGUUCAUUAAAAUGGAACUGUAAAGAAACUGUUACAUAAAAUUUAAAAAAUGUCAUAAGGAAUACUGAAAUCUGAGUUUACAAAGAACAGUUUUUAAAAUAAAGUUUACAUUUAUAGUAUGAUAUACUUUUUAUAUGUUUGCAUUUUGAAUGAACUGUAAUAUAAUGCAAUAAAAAUAAACUGGGAAAUUAAUUACUCUUCGAGUUCAUUUCUUUACAAUGUUUGAAAACAUAUUAAAAAAAAAACAUUUUUUUACUCUUUGCAUAUGGAUAUUUAAUAUGGUAUUCUAUAUUUAUAAUACUUUAAUAUUCUAUACCGUUAUGUUAACCUUUGUAUAUUCAGAUAAACUCAAUCUUAAAUUAUAAUUUAUAAGAUAUACGUGUUCAUGUCUGGAAUUGAGUGUGUAUGCGAUUUAUAAACAAAAAAUGUUCCUGAAAACUU